AUGAGUGGUACGCCUGUUACUCCAGAAUCCAGCUCAAGGCCCAGGACCACCCAUUCUUCUAGGCGACUCAUUGAUAGGAUGACCACUCAUUAUGAGGAGGAUCUUGAGUUUUUUUACCAGAGUGUGGAGUUUGAUGAUGAGACAACGGAGAUGCUUCAGGACAAAGAAAAGCAGCAUCAACAUUCACACUCACCUGCAGAAUCUGUCCAUUCUGACCCUCCGCCCUCCACUGGAAUGCCUAUUUUUAAUGGUGAUCUGAAUCAACCCAUUUAUUGCACCGCAGGCAACCUUAUGAACCUUAUGCAGUUGAUGCUCCGGAACCAACUGGCUGCGGCUGAAACUACGCAACGUCUCACUACACCUACCCCUGCACAAAGCUCAAGAGAUACUAUGAGGGAUGAGUUGCGGGAAUACCAGAAGAAAGUCAAAUAUGCCCUAGACACCAAAUCAGUGACCACAUUUGACGGUUCUAAUUAUGAGGCCUGGCGUGUCGGCAUGUUGGCCGAUGCAGAGGUUAUUGGUGGAACCAACAUUUUAUUGAAGAACCAACGAGAAUCCCCUUUUACACGUCGUAUCGAUUCCGAGAAGUGCUCUUUGUAGAUAGCUCCAUCAAUACAACCUUCAACUAUCCUACAUAUUAUUAUUAUCUGCUGAGUCAAUAUCAUAUUAACUUCCUACUUAGGAUAGUGCCGUAACUGCCAUUCAACUUAUACAAUCCUUUGUAUCAACUUCAGACCUCAAGCAAACACAUACGACCAUAGGGAGUGGAA
Blastomyces gilchristii SLH14081 is the source of this 770-nucleotide messenger RNA. RefSeq lists its product as uncharacterized. The transcript is spliced from 2 exons. NCBI's taxonomy places the organism in Eukaryota, Fungi, Ascomycota, Eurotiomycetes, Onygenales, Ajellomycetaceae. The record is from RefSeq and is a predicted model, not a curated record. The coding region runs from base 1 to 600 and encodes 199 amino acids.